Coregonus clupeaformis (lake whitefish) is the source of this 639-nucleotide messenger RNA. RefSeq names its product gastrula zinc finger protein XlCGF67.1-like. Gene Ontology annotation, molecular function: DNA-binding transcription factor activity; RNA polymerase II cis-regulatory region sequence-specific DNA binding. The transcript has 2 exons. Bases 1 to 639 code for a protein of 212 amino acids. Gene Ontology annotation, biological process: regulation of transcription by RNA polymerase II. Lineage: Eukaryota; Metazoa; Chordata; Actinopteri; Salmoniformes; Salmonidae. The record is from RefSeq and is a predicted model, not a curated record.
AUGGUCAAAGUAGAGGAGGAAGAGGAGGACAAAGCUCUUGUAGUUAAAAAAGAAGAAGAGGAGGGUGGUUUUGCAGUCAAAGAAGAAGAAGAGGAAGAAGCUAUUGGGGUUUUUAUUCUUCCUGACGGAAACUGCAACCAGUGGCCUGUCAGUGGGAAGAGUCCCUCUGUGUCAGAAGAACCACAACAACAACAACAACAACAACCAAAGAAACAACAACAACAGCCCCAGGAACCCCACCACUCCCCUCUGUACUGCCCCGACUGUGGGAGGAGCUUCGUCAGCCCCGGGAUACUGAACGUGCACCGCAGAAUCCACCAGAGCAGAACAAUCCACACCACCACCACCGGUGAGCCGCCUCACUACUGCCGUGACUGCGGCAAGACCUUCGACAGCGCCCAAUACCUCAACAAGCACCGUUUGGUUCACACAGCAGAGAGGACGCACCACUGCUCCCAGUGUGGCCGGAGCUUCCUGAGACUCCAGCACCUCAAAGACCACCGGAGAACCCACAGCGGAGAGAAGCCUCACUACUGCUCCGUGUGCGGGAAGGGCUUCACCAAGGGCCGAAUGCUCCGGACACACCAACGUCUGCAUGCCGUGGAGGGGCUGACGUCGGGGAUGGGACGGGGAGGGUAG